CACUGGCAAGCGCACUGCGCCAGGGGGAGAGAGUUCGAGAACGCCGAAAAGGCGAGCAGAUUUGGUCGGGAGCCAGCAGCAGAAGGGAGCGGCGACCGGCGAGAGGGUGGGAGAGAGGGGAAGGGGGGGAUCAGCCGUCAGCCGGCGGCCGUCGACCGACCGAUGGCGGACUGGGGCCCCGUGAUCGUGGCGACGGCGCUGUUCGUGGUGCUCACGCCGGGGCUGCUCUGCACGCUGCCGGGGCGCGGGCGGGUGGCGGAGUUCGGCAGCAUGCACACCAGCCCAAUCGCCAUCAUCGUCCACGCCAUCCUCUACUUCGCGCUCAUCACCAUCUUCCUCAUCGCCAUCGGGAUCCACAUCUACGCCGGGUAGCUAGCCGGGGCAGGGAUCGGCGGCCGCCGCCGCCGUGACUCGAUCGGAACGAGAUCCGUGUUUUCCCUCUCUCCGCUUCGCUUGUCCCAACUGAUGAUGCGAUUGUGCGUGCGACUGAAUGAUCUGUUCCUCUGGUCAGUCUGUGGUUGUAAUCGAUCAAGACUUUGAAUGCAAUCUUGUUUAUCCAGCCCAUGAGAUUUGAGGAUC
This is a messenger RNA of Setaria italica (foxtail millet), 579 nucleotides long. RefSeq lists its product as uncharacterized. Bases 163 to 372 code for a protein of 69 amino acids. The transcript has a single exon. NCBI's taxonomy places the organism in Eukaryota, Viridiplantae, Streptophyta, Magnoliopsida, Poales, Poaceae. The record is from RefSeq and is a predicted model, not a curated record.